AUGAUAAGCGAAGAACGAACGGGUGCCAGGCCAAAAUUAAACCCUAAGCGAUACCCAUCCAACGACGGCGGACUGCUACAGAGAGCUACAGUCUACCGGCGAAAUCAAACGUCAGUUGGCUUGAGCGAGGUGGAAGGAGACUUGUGGAGUUGCGGCGGAAGCCUGGCGAGCGGAUUCAGCGCGGCGAUUUGCGGACGGCUGCUGGCGGACGGCUUCUGACGGGCGCCUGGUUUGAAUGUUACACUUAAUCCCUUCUCUCUGUAAAUCAAUAUUUGGAUGAUUUUUUUUUAUCUUUGUAAAUCAAUAUCUCUUAGAUUUCAGAAGGAGGAUUCAGUGAGUCAGACUUUCUUCUUUAAGUGGUGUUACGGUUAUGCUAUUGGAAGAAUUUUUAUGCUGAUAAAGUAGUUUUUACCUUCAUCAUUCAUGUUGCCAAUAUUUGAAACAUUUCCAAAUGUCUACCAUUCAACAACAUCUGUGAAGUUGUGUGACUUUGUCCAAAGCCCUAUGUUUGGGUACAUUAUAGUGUUCAUUCUCAUCAUCAAUCUUGUGGCUGUGGUAAUACUAUGAUAUGUGUAACCUGCAUAUUUACUACUAAAUCAGAGCAUUUGACACACAAAGUGUGUUUUGUAAAAUUUCAUAAUUUGCCCUAAACAUUUCAGCUUGAUAUAGAAGGCAUUUCUUCUCAAACCUUUUGGCAGAAGGUAGAAAUCGUCUUUGUUGAAUCGUUGUGGAAUUUGAAAGGAGUAUGUUACGUUUUAAAGAAGUUUGUAUUGAUGUAUGAUUUUAAAGAGGUAAAGGGAAUGCUGCAAAUAAUCAAAUGCUGCGAAUGAGCAAAAAAAAGUUCUAAAUUGAGAGGGAGAAGCAGGCGAGCAAGUUAGCGUUAUGUGAAGUUUUGGACACAUGCCACCAACACGGAUGCUCGCGCUACGACUGCCAACCAUGGCCGCCGCCGGUUUGGCUGCACAAUCAUUCCUACGGAGAGGCAUGACGUCCUUAAUACUUCCCCACUCUAUUGACCCAAUGACGGGCCUCUACACCACUGGGCCUUUUCUCAGCAGAACACCUCUUAGAUCUCCAGCAUUUGGAAUAUGCAGUGCAACACAUGCUAUAAAGGGUGAUGUGGAAGGUCUUACAAAAGGAGGAGACAAGGAUACAAUUGAGAAUGUUAAACACAUUAUUGAAAUGGCAGAGCGAGCAUCUUUAAGGAGAGAAGUUCUACAUACAGAUUUUCUCACACCACUUGUACUAAAAGAAUCAAUGCUAGUGGUAGGAAAGUUGAUAAAUGUCAAAGCUAUUGCUCAGGGAGGGUACCCAGAGGCUGAACGUUGCAGACUCUCAGUUGGACAUCCCGAGGUCUUGGCAACUGAUCCAGAUAUUGUUUCAGCCAUAAGGGAACUUCUCCUUUGAGCCUUGUUCUCAUGGUGAUUUCCUUGGAGCAAUCCUUGGCACAGGAAUUUCCAGAAAUAAGUUGGGAGAUAUUGUCUUGCAGGGAGAAAAAGGAGGCCAGGUCCUUAUUGUUCCAGAACUAGCUGACUUCCUCAUAUCGACGUUGAACAAGGUAGUACUCCUAGGGCAAUCAUCUGCACCAUCUUAGGUUGGAAAUGUUACUGUCUCCUGUAAAAAGAUUCCAUUGCUUGCACUUGAAUAUGAACCUCCAAGGACCAAGUUGCUGAAAGCGGUAGAAGCAUCAUUGAGACUUGAUGCAAUAGCAAGUGCAGGGUUCAAACUCUCGCGUACCAAAAUGGCAAGUCUCAUAAGUAAUGGAGAUGUGCGUGUCAAUUGGACUACUGUGAUGAAAAGCAACACCACUAUCAGAACUGGAGACUUCAUAUCUGUUGCCGGAAAAGGGAGAUUAAAGAUUGGAGAAAUAAAUUCAACUAGAAAGGGGAAGUUUGCAGUUGAGCUGAUCCGGUACAUUUGAAUUGUAAAGUUAUGUCACCAGAUAAUUGGGAAUGCGGCAUAGUUUUGAACAAAUAUGUUAUUUACUCAUGGGAUGAAAUAUUUUUUAAUGUAUUACCUGAAAAAGGCAACCCUGUGUCUUUGCCAUUCUCCCAUGUGUUAGCGGGGGUACAAAGGGGAGGGGCUCUUGCUCCACAGUUUAUGUUUGAAACUGGUAUUUUAACUAUUUUUAACAUAGGGAUCUUUUCAAUGGAAAUAUUUUUUCAAUGUCCUCGCAAAAAAGAAAGAUCUUUUCAAUGGAAAUAUUUUUUUAGAUUGGGUGAGAAUGUUAAAGAAAUGCAAAUAGAACUUAUAGGUUAGGGGUCUUUGUUUUUCAUUUUUUGGGGAGGUGCAAUGUUUUUUGACGCACUCACACCUUGAUAUUUGGGAAAAGGGUCAAAAACCCCUUUGGAGUUGUCCACAAAGGGCAUCUAUGCCCUUGAACACUUUUUUUGGGCAAAAAACUGUAAAGUCAUUGAAAGAAGGGCAAUCACCCCCUUGGCCCUUGCUAACGGUAAACCACUUAACGUGGCAAGUAAGGAGUAUUCAAUUUGUUCAUUUGCUUACUAUGAACGUGUAUAACAAUUUAUAAAUGUAUUUUUAAUACUUUUUCUUUUAAUUUUAGUUUGUGCUCUAUUAAAGAAGUAAAUUUAGAAUACUUUGACCCUAAAAUCAGGACAUACUUCCUCUCUUCUUAAAUAAGUGUAAAGUGUUGAAUUUUACACAAUUCACAUGCUCUAGUUUAAUCAUG
Messenger RNA from Cuscuta epithymum, 2689 nucleotides. The record is from the annotation of a GenBank genome assembly. NCBI's taxonomy places the organism in Eukaryota, Viridiplantae, Streptophyta, Magnoliopsida, Solanales, Convolvulaceae.